This is a messenger RNA of Insectozyma verbasci, 1968 nucleotides long. NCBI's taxonomy places the organism in Eukaryota, Fungi, Ascomycota, Pichiomycetes, Serinales, Debaryomycetaceae. The record is from the annotation of a GenBank genome assembly.
AUGAGGGAUUCAAAUUAUAGAUCCAUAUCAAAUAAUAAGGCAGCAGUCACUAUAACUACAAGUUUAUACGAUAGAAGAGCAUUGGAUGUUACAUCAGAUAAACCAUUAGUCAAUUCAUUAAAUUAUUUAACUUAUUUAGUUAGUUCUUCAGCAAAAGUUCGUGAAACUUUAUCAAUAGAUGGCGGAAUUGAAAGAUUGAUUGAAAUUUUACAUGAAUGUCAUAAUUGUAAUUUACUUCAACAACAAUUUAUUGAUGAUAAUAGCGAGAAAAAAUUAUUAAUAGCUUGGAAAUGGACUUUAGCUUUUCAAUGUUUAGUUUUAGUUGGUACUAGAGGUACAGAACAAAUUCGACAAAAAGUGGUAAAAGCUGGUAUUUUACCAAUUAUAGCUACAGUUAUUAAUAAUUAUUUAUUAUUAAAUGAAAGAACUUUUCUUCAUGCAAAUUCAUCAAGACUUUCAUUACAAUCACAAUCUGAAACAAAUGAGAAUUUAUCUAGAGCUUUUCAAGAUGAAGUUACCGAGGCGAUGCCGCGUCCUAAUUUACAACAAGAUGGUCCAAUUCAAAUGGCUACUGCAGCAAUAGAAGCAACUUCAAUUUCAAAUACAUUUUUUGAUUGUGAUUUACCUUGUGAUGAUUAUAGUAAUUUUUCAUUGGAUGAAUUAUUUAAAUUAAUCCAAACUCCUUCAAUACGGAAUCAUCAGCAUAACAUAAAUAAUGAUGUUAAAAAGAAAUAUAUCAUUAUGAAUUUAAUUACCAAAUUAAUUGAAGAAAAACAAAUGGAAUUAAAUGGAGUUGAAGAAUUUGAUAUGGAUAGUAAUCUACAAUUUUUAUCAGACCUUUAUGCUAGAGAUUACGAAAUUAUCAAAACUAAUAAUCUAAAAAUUGCAGUACGAUCGUUUACUGAUACAGGAGUUGUAAUUCCAAAAGAUGAUGAUAUUGUAUGGUCAUUACAAUUAUUAGCUUAUAUUUCAAAAUAUCCUUAUUUAAAAGAAGUUUUACAAAACACUCAUUUAGUUUUAGAUAUGAGUAUACGAGAUAAACAAUUGAAAUUAUAUUUGGAAAGACAAAUGAAAUUGAAAAUGAAAAAAACAUUAGCUAUAAAAUUAAGAGCUACAAUUAUACCAAAAUCAAGAAUAAAACCACCAAAAACUUAUAUUGAAAAAUUUUCACCAAGUGCUUCAAAUUCUCCACAAAUGGUGACUUCAUUAAAUGAUGAUACUUUUUUAAAUAAUGAUAAAUUUGAAUUAGUUACAGCUGAACCAGAAAAAAUAGAUGAAGAACCAGAGGAGAUUGAAAGCGGUGAUGAAGAAAUAGAUGAAGAUACUUUAUCUGAUCGAAGUUUGGAUACAAUAGAUUUGAAUCAACCAGAUUAUUUAUCAAAAUUACAUGAAUCAAUAGAGGUGUGUGAAAAUAUUACUGAUGAUUUAGAAAGACAGAUCAAUCUAUAUCAAACUGAUGAUAAAUUAAACAAAUUAAUUGAAGUUGAAAGUCGAAAAUUGAAAACUACAAUUAUAAAUACUCGAAAACAAACAAAACAAAAUUUGCUAAAUAAAUGGAAUUAUGAAGAAUACAAUUUUUUCGAUGUUGAUGAUUAUAAUGAAGAUAAAGACGAUUCAUUAAUCGAAUAUAAGAAAGUUAAUUUAUUUCCCUUGGUUGAAAAAUUUACAUUUUUAUCAGGAACAGAUAUGUAUUAUUGGUCAGGUGUAAUAAUGAGAAAUUCAUGUAGGAGAAAUGAAUUAAGAGGAGGUGUAAGACAAUGUGGAAACUUGGAAUGUGGUAAAUGGGAGAAAUAUCCUCGUGAAUUUUCAAAAUGUCGAAGAUGUAAACGAACUAAAUAUUGUUCAAGAGAUUGUCAAAUGAGAGCUUGGCAUUGUCAUAGAAAUUGGUGUAUACCUAGUUCAUCAAGUACGAGUACAACCACUGCUCAAAGUAAUAAUGAUGAAGAAAGUCAACAAGAAUCCUCAUGA